AUGGAUGGACUGGAGCCCUCGGAGUCGCUGGAUGAGGAACUAUAUUCAAGGCAACUGUAUGUCUUGGGCUCGAUGGCCAUGCACAAGAUUCGGGGAGCCAAGGUCCUGCUGACAGGUCUUCGGGGUCUCGGGGCUGAGGUGGCUAAGAACCUGGUACUGAUGGGUGUAGGCAGCCUCACUCUGCAUGAUCCUCACCCCACCUGCUGGUCGGACCUGACUGCCCAGUUCUUCCUUUCAGAGGAAGACUUGGAGAGGAGCAGGGCUGAGGCUUCUCAAGAGUCCGUGGCUCAGCUCAAUAGAUCUGUCCAGGUCUGCGUCCACACGGGUGCCAUCACCGAGGACCUGCUGCUUCAAUUUCAGGUAGUGGUGCUGACAUCCUCAGAGCUGGAGGAGCAAUUGAAGGUGGGUAGUCUCUGCCACCAGCAUGGAAUCUGCUUCGUGAUGGCAGACACCCGAGGCCUAGUGGGGCAGUUGUUCUGUGACUUUGGUGAAGACUUCACUGUGCUGGACCCCACAGACACAGAGCCUUCAGUAGUCGCCAUCAGGCACAUCUCCCAGAGCUCUCCUGGUAUUGUCACACUGAGAGAGGCUGAUGUCCACAACUUCCAAGAUGGGGACUUGGUGACUUUCUCAGGCAUUGAAGGCAUGGUUGAGCUCAAUGGCCGUACUCAGCCCAUCCGAGUACAAGGAGAUAGAACCUUGGAGAUUGAGGACACAACAAAUUUUUCCCGUUACCUUCGUGGUGGAGCUGUGACCGAAGUCAAGAAACCCGAAACUGUGAAUCAUGAACCUCUGACUGCAGCCCUGCUCCAGCCCCGCAUAGCCAAGGGCCCCAAUGAAGCCCACCGUGCCCACUGCCUGCACCAGGCUUUUCGUGCUCUGCACCAGUUCCAGGCCCACAAUGGCCAUCCACCCAGGCCUUGGCAUCCUGUAAAUGCAGAGGCUGUAGUGAACCUGGCCCAGGCCCUGGAACCACUGCAGGGAAUACAAGAAGAACCACUGGAUGAGGCCUUGGUGCGGGCAGUAGCUCUCUGUAGUGCUGGUGACCUGAGCCCCAUGGCGUCCAUGCUGGGUGCAAUGGCUGCCCAGGAGGUGCUGAAGGCAAUCUCCGGGAAGUUCACACCUCUGGACCAGUGGCUGUAUUUUGAUGCCCUCGAUUGCCUUCCAGAAGAUGGGAAGCUCCUUACUGUCGAAGAUUGUGCUCCAAGAGGCUGUCGCUACGAUGGGCAAAUUGCAGUAUUUGGAGCUGAUUUUCAGAAGAAGCUAAGCUGUCAGCACUACCUCCUGGUGGGUGCAGGUGCAAUUGGCUGCGAGCUGCUCAAAAGCUUUGCCCUGAUGGGUCUGGGGGCCAACGGCAGUGGGAAAAUCACUGUCGCAGACAUGGACUUCAUAGAACGCUCCAACCUCAGCCGUCAGUUCCUCUUCCGGCCACAGGACAUUGGUAGUCCCAAGGCAGUGGUAGCUGCAGAGGCUGCCAAUCGCCUCAACAGAGGCCUACAGGUGAGCCCGCACACCUCCCCACUGGACCCCACCACGGAGAAGAUCUACGGGGACAGCUUCUUCUCUCGCCUGGAUGGUGUGGCUGCCGCCCUCGACAACUUCCAGGCCAGAAGCUAUGUGGCUGCUCGCUGCACCCACUACCUGAAGCCGUUGCUGGAAUCAGGCACGCUGGGUACCUGGGGCAGUGCUGCGGUGUUUGUUCCCCACGUAACCGAGACCUACAAAGGCCCCAAAGGCCCCAGCUCGGAUGCAGCUUCCAAGGAUGCCAACCCCAUCUGUACGGUGCGGUUCUUCCCCAGUACAGUUGAGCACACUUUGGAGUGGGCCCGGGAUGAGUUUGAGGGGAUCUUCCGACUGUCUGCCGAGGCUAUCAAUCACUAUCAACAGGCACCCAAUUCCCUGACAGACAUGGAUGCACCACAGGUCCUCUCCCUGCUGCAGCCUUUGCUGGGCAUCCUUAGGGCAUGUCCACAGACUUGGCAGGACUGUGUGAAGUGGGCACGUGGCCACUGGCAGCUUUGCUUCCAUGACAACAUCACACAGCUCUUGAGGACCUUUCCGCAAGAGAAGAUGCUUGAGGACGGAACUCUCUUCUGGUCGGGUCCGAAGCAGUGCCCUCAGCCCUUGGAAUUUGAUGCCAACCAAGACAUGCACCUCUUAUAUGUGCUAGCAGCGGCCAACCUGUACGCCCAGAUGCAUGGGUUACCUGGCUCAAGGGAUCAGAGUGCACUCAGGGACCUUCUGACAUUGCUGCCACUGCCUGAGCCCCAGCACCUGGCCCCUAUCUUCACCAGUGACCUGGAGCUGGCUCAAGCUUCUACCAAGUUUGGCCUUGAGCAGGUGGAAGAACUACGCAAAUCCCUCGAAGUCUGGAACACAGGCCUUCCCCUGCAGCCACUGAUAUUUGAAAAGGAUGAUGACAACAACUUUCAUGUGGACUUUGUGACGGCAGCAGCUAGCUUACGAGCUCAGAACUAUGGGAUACCGCCAGCCAACCGUGCUCAGAGCAAGCAGAUUGUGGGACAGAUUAUCCCAGCCAUUGCCACCACCACAGCAGCUGUAGCAGGCCUGGUGGGUCUGGAGCUGUAUAAGGUGGUGGGUGGACCAAGGCUCCUUGGCGCUUUUCGCCACAGCUAUCUGCACUUGGCUGAAAACAGCCUCUACCGCUGGGUUCCUGCUGCCCCAGCCAGCCAGAAGUUCUGUGACCAGACGUGGACCUGCUGGGACCGCCUGAAGGUGCCAGCUGGGCAGCCCGAGAGGACUCUGGAGUCGCUGCUGACCCAUCUCCAGGAGCAUCAUGGGCUGCAGGUGACAAUGCUCUUGUACGGCCCAGCUGAGCUCUACUCAAAGCGAUGGCUCCCUGACAAGCAGGCCCAGCACCUGCACCUCAAGGUGACGGAAGUGGUAAGGCUGGUGACAGGCCAGGUGCCUGAGCCUGGGCAGCAGGUGCUGGUGCUAGAGCUGAGUUGUGAGGGCGAGGAGGAUGACACUGCUUUCCCGCCCCUGCACUACGAGCUGUGA
This is a messenger RNA of Elephantulus edwardii (Cape elephant shrew), 3021 nucleotides long. It is a transcript of the gene UBA7, whose product is annotated as ubiquitin-like modifier activating enzyme 7. Gene Ontology annotation, molecular function: SUMO activating enzyme activity. Gene Ontology annotation, biological process: protein sumoylation. Gene Ontology annotation, cellular component: cytoplasm; SUMO activating enzyme complex. The coding region runs from base 1 to 3021 and encodes 1006 amino acids. NCBI's taxonomy places the organism in Eukaryota, Metazoa, Chordata, Mammalia, Macroscelidea, Macroscelididae. The record is from RefSeq and is a predicted model, not a curated record. The transcript has 24 exons.